Molecule: messenger RNA, 4939 nt
Organism: Misgurnus anguillicaudatus (oriental weatherfish)
Lineage: Eukaryota; Metazoa; Chordata; Actinopteri; Cypriniformes; Cobitidae
Gene: bmp16
Product: bone morphogenetic protein 16
Cellular component (GO): extracellular region
Molecular function (GO): growth factor activity; cytokine activity
Source: RefSeq, a predicted model, not a curated record
AAAGUUUCUCUGCGUUUUUGUGUCUGAGAGGGUGGAGGGUGUGUGUGUGUGCGUUUGUGUACAGUAUGUGUGUUUCAACUGAUUCAACGGAUGCAAUCCAAUCUGUCAGACAACAUUUGUGAGGUUAUAGACAUUUUCUCAUUGCCCUGCCAGAUGCAUACCAAUGCGGUGCACCACCAGAAGGACGAGCGCACCUUGUUGCGCUCUCAUUAUCCCGGCGCCCCGUUCUCUCUCUUUCUGGUGAUAGAUGUGCUCUCCUGGCACCCUCCGGCUAUUCAUUCGCACCAGUGACAGUAAAUUAAUCUUGUAUCAUCAUUACUUUUCUUUCACCUUCAUGACACCCUCCAGAAUAAACACUCGGUUAGAUAACGUCAGAUCAACCGGUCGUGCCGCCCAUUGUGUGCUCGACUUUAUCUUUGAUGUUUUUUUUCCUGUUUCCUACAAAAGAAACAUUUAGACUAAGAUGUAAAGUUGUAAAUGGCAAUCUGACCUGCACUGUGUAUCCAAAGCAGCCCUGACCUUAUCUUUCGGCGUGUAUGUGUGUGCGUGUGUUGUAGAUUUGGGGAAGGGGUGGAGAGUGGGAGGGGGGCUUUGGUGACAUCACUAUCGGGGAGGAUCCGAAUGGACAGGAAAGUCAAUUAGAGUUUAACUGAGUUUAACAGCUGGUAUGGGAGAGAAAGAGAGAGAGAGAGAGAGAGGAAAAAGAGGAGGAGAGCUCAAAAGAGCAGGACAGACAGAUUCAGAAGGGAAGGUAGACAGUCAGCAACAAGAGGGAAUUUUUGCCGGCAAACAACUUUCUAUUCCAGUAAAUAUCCACGUUUUGAGUGCUGAUAGACCACAGCAUUGUCGGUUCGGUUUCUUGGAGGGAGGUGAGGGGGAGCAGAGGUCGGUCAGCAAGAGCCGGUGGAUAUUUUUUAAGAGCGCACUUCUCUGACACUCGCAACACGAUGAGUGCUGCCCUGCCUCUUGCCCGCUUAAGCCACGCUCGCUAACCAGGAGAAGAAGGAAGAGUGAGACAGCGUCCACACCGUCCUCAAGAGCGAAUGGGAAGAGAGGGUCUGUAACGCUGGAGCUCAAGGACAAGCCAUGGACUCUGCACACCUCCCACUUCACCUGGAUGUCCAACAUGUUCCCUGCUAGCCUACUGGUUCUGAUGAUCCUGCUGCUACCUCAAUCCUCAUCAGGUCACCAGGGAGAUCCCAGUCAGACUAAUGGAAACCUGGUCCUCCCUCUGGAGCCUAGUUUGGCCCACACCAUUCAGAAACUUCUGCUGACUCGCCUGGGUCUACAGUCACACCCUAACCCCAGUCCGGAGGCACGUGUGCCCCAGUAUCUUCUGAACCUAUACAGAUUUCACACUCAGCAGUACCAUCUCAUUGAAGACCCAGAGUUUAGCUACCCCUCCCAGCAUGUGCAAGGAGCCAACACGGUCCGAUGCUUUCACCACACAGAGCUACAGAGUUCUUCAGAAAAGAACGAAGAGGCAGUCGACCGCUUACGUAUUGCCUUCAAUCUAUCUUCCAUUCCAUCAGACGAGGCCGUGGUGUCGGCAGAACUACGCUUCCUGCAGGAAGGACCAGACGUGAAUUCUCACACGGUCAGCCUUUACCUCUCCGACGCUGACCCUGCAUCAAAACCCGAACUUCUCCAUUCACGUCGACUGACCAGAGACAAAAAGACGUCUGCAGAACUCUGGGAAACCUUUCCCCUGCAUGGAGAUGUGUUCAAGGGUAUAUCUGAGAAGUCUGGGAGCCUAUCUUUCAUUCUGCAUGUUGUUGCAGAUAACAGCAGUCUUCCGACAGAGAGACAUCUGCGUGUGCGCAGGUCAGCGGGGCAGGAUGAGCCCAGCUGGGCGAGGCAGAGACCCCUACUGGUAACUUACAACCACGAUGGGCGCAGCGAACCGUUCGUACCCCUCAAAAAGCGGACCCCUGCUGGUAGACGAGGCAGGGGCAGAUGGACUGGGGGCAAGUUUAGGGGUAACAGGGGUCAGGGCUUGGAUGUGGGCUGGCAGGGGGGCUGGAAUGAAAAGCGGGUGAAACGCAACGGAGGGAGGGCGGCAAAGCUCAAACGCCUCUCUCGUGCACGCUGCCGUCGACACCCGCUGUAUGUGGACUUCAAAGACGUGGGCUGGAAUAAAUGGAUCGUGGCCCCGUCCGGUUACGAUGCUUUCUUUUGUCUGGGAGAGUGCCGCUUCCCACUGGCUGACCAUAUGAAUUCUUCCAGCCAUGCUAUGGUGCAGACGCUGGUGAACUCUGUGAACGGGGCCGUGCCGCGGGCCUGCUGCGUGCCCACUGCCCUCAGCCCUAUCGCUCUCCUCUAUCUAGACCAGGAGGAACGUGUGGUGUUAAAAAACUACCAAGACAUGGUGGUGGAGGGGUGCGGUUGUCGAUAGCAAAACACUCGUGGAAUAAAUGCGCAAGAUGGAAAAUGAAUGGUAUUUUAAACUUAAUUAAAGGGACUUAAAAGAGGAAGUUCAGAAAGAUAAGGAAGUAAAGUGAGUCAGAAAGAGAACUGAAAGAAAGCGAGGUAAACUGUUGAUAUAUCAUCAUUAAAAAAAAUCUUUAAAGAAAGGUUCAAUAUGUUAAAAACGUUAAAAUGUGUUGAGCUCAAACAAUCGCAUUUGUUGCAUUAAAUUGAAAAACAACAUAAAAAAGUAAAAACUGCAGAUUUGUUGCCAAGAUCUGCAAUCGAAAGUAAGAGAUUUAAAUAUAACCUAUAAUUUUUUUUAAAUACUGAGACAACUGUAUCUCCUAAAAUAAAUAUGAUUAUAUCUUUAACAAAAGUUUAUACGUACACUGCAAAAAAUUACUUUCUUAGUAUUUAUGUAUUUUUUUCAGUACAAAUAUCUAUAAAUCCUUAAAUUAAGAUAUAUUUUCUUGAUGUGCAAAAUGACCUAAGAAAAUAAAGCUAGUUUUUAGAAAAGAAAAAAAUAAUGUAAGUGAAUUUCUGCUUAAACAAGCAAAAAAUAAAAUAAAAAUCCAGUGGGGUAAGAAUUUUUUUUGGACCUUUAUUCUUAAUUCAAGGAAAAAAUAAGAAAAAUGUUCUUACCCCAUUGGCAGAUUUUUCUGCUUGUUUUAAGCACACAUUCUACCGAGCCCCUAAGAUGACAUUGAAGUAAAAAAAUCUAAAGUUUAGUUUCAUGUGCUCACGUGAAACUUUCAUGUGCUCACGCAAAACCAUGUGCAGAAUUUUUUUAAGUGUAGUUUCGCGUGCUUACAUGAAACUUUCGCAGGCGCACAUAAAACUAUUGCGUGCGCACAUGAAAGCGAAAGUUUCACGCGGUAGUUUCACGUGCACACGCGAUAGUUUCACGCGAGCACGCAAAAGUUUCACGCGAGCACGCGAUAGUUUCACGCGAGCACGCGAUAGUUUCACGCGAGCACGCGAUAGUUUCACGCGAGCACGCGAUAGUUUCACGCGAGCACGCGAUAGUUUCACGCGCGCACGCAAAAGUUUUACAUGUGCAUGCGAAACUAAAGUUUAUUUCAUUUUUGCUCCAUGUCCCCUUAGGGGCUCCGUACAAAUUCACUGACAUUUAAUAUUUUUUAUAUUUAUAUAAUUUUUAAAAAUCUAGACUUAUCAAGAUAAUGCAUUUUAAUAUUUAAGAAUUUUCGUAUAAUUGUACUGAAAACAAGACAAAUAUACUAAGUAAGAAAGUCAUUUUUGCAGUGUAUUGAACUCAAUAUCUCUUCCAAUAGAAACACACCUGUAAAUAAAAAAACAUGAUGUCAGCAUUAUGCCACAAAUGCUGUUGAUUAAGCUUAACUUGUAUUGAACAUAUUGAGUCUUCCUUUAACAUGAGCACCUUCCCAUAAUCCUCUGGAGCCCAGCUUUGGCUUCUUGUGUCCAGUGACGCUCUGUAUCUGUGUGACCUAUGACCUGAAAAGCACUCAGUCCAAACGUGCCGUGUCCUUCGGUGUAAUAUACUCAAGCUUUCUGUCUUGUAAGCGUCCAGUCGCUAUGUUACCGUGUGUCUUUCCUGUACUGUUUUGUGCGUCCUUUCUUCACGAAACCACAUCAUCGACAACUCUAAGGGACCAAGAAAUGACCAAAGACUGUGGUCGAGAGAUGAAGAUGCUGAAAGACUUUAAGCCGAGACUAUAAGAGGAUUGGACUCUUCACAUAAACAUUAAAGCAUGCGCUGUGACAGAGGCAUAAACUGAUUGCAGGCACUUCUCAGUAUGAGCUAUUUAAAAAAAAUAAUAAUCAUGACACCAAGAAAUGAUUAUGUUAUUGUUUGAAUGUGCUAUUAUUUAUGGUUACCUGUAAUUUUUAUUUACGGUGCAGUCCAAAGAAACGUUUGCUAAACAAAUACUUCUGUGGUAGUAAUGUAAAUCUAAUUUAAAAAUGCAUCUAUAUAUAAAUAUAAAUAUAUAUAUUUAAAUAGCAAGAAUAUGAAAUAUUUAAUCUUGACAAUUACUGCAAAUAUAAAGUACAGUACAGAUACCAAAACGCCUUAUAGAUCCAUUUAAAGCCAGUCAAAACUGGUAUCACUCAUCUGUUGUUUUAAAAUCAGCACUGAAUCAUGGCAGCUUUAUAAUGGCCUUAUUUAUCUACGAGGGCUCUUUCUUUACAAUAGAAGCUUUGUGAAACAAAGAAAAUCGCAUAAACAUUUUACAAUCUUGUGCCAAAAUGUUAUGUAUUGUGCCAUACGUGUGCAAGCUUGGUCAUUUGGUAUUCAGCAUAACUUUGUGUCAUCAUAUAGCUAUCAAAGCAUUCAUCAAACUGUUUGCAUUGUUUAAAGAGUUAUAAAAAUGGAGGAUCAACUAAGCUUAGUCUAACUCUAAGCUUAUUCAAUGUCCUGACAUGAAUAGCCGAAUAUAUUUUACAAGUGUGACGCAUUACUUGCAGAAUUUAAACAAAAGCUUUGAAAAUGUGUGACAUUGUCUGGACCCAUUGUGAAAUGUGUAAUAAUAAAUUGCAAACUAAUCAGGCA